Molecule: messenger RNA, 2611 nt
Organism: Saccostrea cuccullata (small rock oyster)
Lineage: Eukaryota; Metazoa; Mollusca; Bivalvia; Ostreida; Ostreidae
Exons: 17
Coding region: 333-2228 (631 amino acids)
Source: RefSeq, a predicted model, not a curated record
UUAAUAUGUACCAAAGGCAAAACUGCAAUCUCUGUCAUUUUGACAUGUUGAUAAGCCAAGCAAGUUUACUUGCAUGUUCCCUAUAUUGUAUACAACGAAGGUAUUUACACAAAUCAAAAGACCAUUUGCAACCCUGAUAACCUGAAUAAAGAAGUUCGAUGUAGAACUUAGAUAUAUGGAUAUAUGGAAGGGAUAUCAUCAACUCCUUGAGAAGACUUUGUGCAAAUCAUUCGAAAAUUAAUCUUUUAAAAUCUAUGUAAAAAUUUCUCUAAAUUUAUUUUAAAAUAAUAAAGUAAUAUUUUUGAGUUUUGCGAUUUUUAUCAUUGGGAAAUAUGAUAUUGGAAUGGAUGUACGUAGCCUUUUUUCUGACAGUUCUCUUCAACGAAGGUAAAUGUUUAUCAUCCAAUCUUGACGACCUACAAAAAGAGUACGGGGAAUGGCGUCUACAGAAAUCGCCCGGGUAUCCUACCUCCAUAGGCAUAUACAAAUACAACGACCAAGUGGAACGGUUUACAUACUCUGGAUUUAAAAAAGAAUACGAAAGAUACCAGAGCCUUCACAAUCGUUUGAAGUCGAUAACAUACAACCAACUUUCACCGAAAGAAAAGACUGAUUAUGAUAUAUUCAACGACACAUUGUCGACGCUUAUCAGAGGAUACAGAUGGAAAGACUACAAUGACCUCAAUCCGAUUAAUUUCCUGGAAGGACCACAGAUUGACCCAUCUUACCUUCCGAGCGUUACACCAUUCGACACAGUGGGCGACUAUGAAAACUACGUCAGGCGCUUAGAGCUGUUUCCAAUUCAAAUGGAAGAAAUGAUAAAGUUAUUUGAUAAGGCUGUAGAGAAAGGUCACACGUACCACAAUGUUUCUGUGGACAAAGUUCCAGAUCAAAUAGAUGAGAUGCUUAGUAACGGAAAUGAUACAAACUUUCCCUAUUACAAACCAUUUCAGGAAAAAUUGACAAAGUUGACAACUAUUGUAGAGUCUAAAAAAUCAGAUAUGAGAGGAAGAGCUAAGUCAGCUAUUCGAAAAAUCAUACAAAAAUACAAAGACUUAAAGACUUAUUUUGAAACAGUGUAUUUCAACCACGUAAGAAGUGGUUAUGGUGUAAGUAGCUGGGACAAUGGAGGUGAGUUCUACAAAGAAUGCCUUCGCUGGCACCUCUCUCUGGAUCAUACACCGGAAAAAGUCCAUCACAUGGGUUUACAGGAAGUGGAGAGAAUUUCGGCGUCAAUGAAAAAGAUUAUGAUGAAAUUAAAUCAUAAGGGAUCUGUGAAGGAGUUUUUCGACAAGAUCAAGGAGGAUAGAAGUAAUUAUCUAAAUACUGGAGAAGAAAUCAUACAGUGGUACAAGAAUGCAAUUGAACAUGACAUCAAACCAAAGUUGCCAAACUUAUUUAAAGAUCUACCCAAUCUGCCAAUAGAUGUACAGCCUAACCCAAUAGAUGGAAUCGAUGGUCAGUAUUUAGCCGGACCCCCCGAUGGUUCACGCCCUGGAGUGUUCCAAGUCAAUGUUUUUCAUCCCAAUAAAUCUGUUAAAAUUGACUUUAUGGCUCUUCUUCUUCAUGAGACUAUUCCUGGUCAUCACUUACAGAUCAGUGUUGCAUCUACUGUCAAAAUCCCUAGUUAUAGAAAACAAAUGAGUGGAUAUCUCUACACAGUUCCAUUUGAAGCCCCGUUUUACACAGCAUAUGUAGAGGGUUGGGCAUUGUAUGCAGAAUCUUUGGGUGAAGAACUGAAUCUUUACAAAACUGAUAAUGAUCUUAUGGGAAGAUAUGGAUCUGAAAUAUUUAGAGCAUGUCGUCUUGUUGUUGAUACAGGAUUGCAUUACAUGAAUUGGACAAGACAGCGUGCUAUAGACUAUAUGCUUAAUUACACAGCGUACAGUGAAAAAUCUAUCACGACGGAAGUGGACAGAUAUCUUACCUGGCCGGGUCAGGCAUGCGCAUAUAAAAUUGGCGAACUUAAAAUAAGGGAACUACGUACAAGGGCCGAAAAUGCAUUAGGGUCAACAUUUGAUAUCAGGGAUUUCCAUUCUAUUGUUUUGAAAGACGGAGCUCUUCCUCUGAACAUCCUGGAAAAAAAUGUCGACCAGUGGAUUAAUGAAGCAAAACAGAAACCUUCAAAAACAACGACUCGGUGCACAUCAGCUGGAUCUACGAAGUAUUCAAACUUAAGACUGUUGAUAAUUAUUUUCACAUUCCUCUUGUGUAAAUCUAAUUAUUGACAUAAAUAUACUUAAAUUAUAUUGGUAAUAAUAUCAGUAUAUUUAAAUUAUAUUGGUAAUAAUAUCAGUAGUAUUGUUAAAAUAGUUUUAUCAAAGUGAUAUUAUGUGUAAUUUUUAUAAAGACCGAUAAACGUUCAAAGUUUCAUUGGAAUUUGCUCUUCUAGAGCAAAGUAAAAUGUGUUAUUUUAAUUUCUAAUUGUUUAGUAAAAUAUUUUAUAACAUAAAAUUAGAUGCUAGAUAUUCAUAUCUUUCAACUGUAAUAGAAAUAAUGUUGAGGCUGAUUGAGAUAGGAAUGCUGCAUACUGUGAACUACGAAUAUUUUCAGCUUUUUCUUUGUGAUCUGUUUGUAUGAAAUUUAUUCAAUAUCCAAUAAAGAUUGCACU